CAAGAAAUCCAACCUUCAAGUAUCCUCGAGAAUACAACAACAACAUCACCACCCUCCCUCAAUCUCCUCUCAAUUGCAAAAUUCUCGAUCGCAUUCAUACAUAGAACGUCAAAAUGGCGGCCAAUUCAUAUCAAAUGCAGUCUAUGGGCGCAAAACCAUUCAAUCAUUCCUCUAGCAGCGACGCAGAAGCAGAAUAUGACCGACUACGCGACCUUGCACGACAAGAAGCUGGGAAGCGGAGUUCUUGUUUCGAUAAAGCACACAACGCCUACUCAAGUGGCGACGGAGCCGCAGCUCACCAGCUCUCAGAGGAAGGCAAACAACACGCUGCCAAGAUGGACCAGUAUAAUAAGCAAGCGUCCGACUACAUCUUCCGGCAGAACAAUGCGCUGGGUCGCGUAGCGGAUGACACGAUUGAUCUUCAUGGACAGUUUGUCGAGGAGGGGGAGGAGAUUCUGGAGCAGAGGAUUCGGUAUGCGCAGCAGAAUGGGCAGACUCAUUUGCACGUUAUCGUGGGCAAAGGCAACCACUCCGUAAACCACAUCCAGAAAAUCAAACCGAAAGUCGAGCAAGUGUGUCAAGAAUUAGGGCUCCAGUAUGCGACGGAGGAGAAUGCCGGGAGGAUGUAUAUCAAUCUUCAAGGCGGGCCGGCGACUAUGCCGCCGCAGAAUGCGUAUCAACCUGGGGGACAGCAUGGCGGAUUUCAUAAUCAACCUCAGGGACAGCAGCAGGGCGGCUAUCAACAAGGUGGUGGCUAUCCUGGUCAGCAACAACAGCAACAGGGAGGAUAUCAACAGGGUAAUCAACAAAAUAAUGGCCAGAAUGACGAAUUGGAGAAAUUGGCUAUGAAGCUAUUGCCAAGGAUAAUGAAGAAGUUGGACGGAUGUUGUACUGUAAUGUAACUGUACCUUACGGGUUGCGAUUUGCGAUUUGCACAGACAAGGAGACUUGGAUAUUGUGUAUAUUGUUUGUAUAAAGCUUUAGGUACAAGCCUAGCGGAACUAGGUAUAUAGCCAGCCUUUUGAGCAUGAAUACCGUGCUCGAGGCGCGUAACGAAAAUCGUCAACUAUAAUACCC
Molecule: messenger RNA, 1077 nt
Organism: Mollisia scopiformis
Lineage: Eukaryota; Fungi; Ascomycota; Leotiomycetes; Helotiales; Mollisiaceae
Product: DUF1771-domain-containing protein
Exons: 4
Coding region: 114-902 (262 amino acids)
Source: RefSeq, a predicted model, not a curated record